Messenger RNA from Apaloderma vittatum (bar-tailed trogon), 704 nucleotides. RefSeq names its product epidermal growth factor-like protein 6. Lineage: Eukaryota; Metazoa; Chordata; Aves; Trogoniformes; Trogonidae. Gene Ontology annotation, molecular function: calcium ion binding. The transcript has 6 exons. The record is from RefSeq and is a predicted model, not a curated record. The annotation marks the transcript as partial.
CUCAAGAGCUCGUGGGCAGCUGGUGGCUGUGAGCCAGCCUGGGGUCUGUCGCUAUGGUUCUAGGUUGGAUUGCUGUUAUGGCUGGAAAAAGAACAACAAGGGCCACUGUGAAGCUGUCUGUGGACAUGGCUGCAAGUACGGCGAGUGCAUGGGACCAAACAAGUGCAAAUGUUUCCCUGGAUUUACAGGGAAAACCUGUAAUCAAGAUCUGAACGAAUGUGGACUGAAACCACGUCCCUGUGAACACAGAUGUAUGAACACACAUGGCAGCUACAAGUGCUAUUGUCUCAGCGGGUACAUGCUUGUGCCAGACGGCACAUGUGCAAGUUCUAGGACAUGUGCCAUGGCGAAUUGCCAAUAUGGAUGUGAAGAAGGCAACGGGGAGGUGCAGUGCCUGUGUCCAUCAAGUGGCCUUCAGCUGGGACCAAAUGGCAGGACAUGCAUUGACAUCGAUGAAUGUUCCACUGGCAAAGCUGUCUGCUCUUACAACCGCAGAUGCGUCAACACAUUUGGAAGCUACUACUGCAAGUGCCAGUUUGGUUAUGAACUGAAAUACAUCAGCGGCCGUUAUGACUGUGUAGAUCUUUCCCUAUGUGUGACAAAUACACACAGGUGUAACCUCCACGCAGAGUGCCUCAACACUGAAGGAUCCUUCAAGUGCAAGUGUAAACAGGGCUACCGAGGAAGUGGCUUCGAUUGUGCCA